AUGAUUUCAAUUGACUUUGGAGCGGCUGUCGCCCCCCAAAAUGCCAACAGUUGUGAUCUGGAGCGGUCCAAAGGAGGACGGGCACAUGCACUGUUAGGGCCUUGGGUUGGGCCUCCUGCGCUGGCGCGCGGGCAACCUCGUCGGCCUCGCUUCUGCUCAAUAGGGAGAAGACUGAAGCUGCGAAGCAACAUCGCAUAG
Molecule: messenger RNA, 198 nt
Organism: Colletotrichum orchidophilum
Lineage: Eukaryota; Fungi; Ascomycota; Sordariomycetes; Glomerellales; Glomerellaceae
Exons: 2
Coding region: 1-198 (65 amino acids)
Source: RefSeq, a predicted model, not a curated record